Messenger RNA from Dunckerocampus dactyliophorus (ringed pipefish), 2424 nucleotides. It is a transcript of the gene adm2b, whose product is annotated as adrenomedullin 2b. Gene Ontology annotation, molecular function: hormone activity. The coding region runs from base 211 to 699 and encodes 162 amino acids. Lineage: Eukaryota; Metazoa; Chordata; Actinopteri; Syngnathiformes; Syngnathidae. The record is from RefSeq and is a predicted model, not a curated record. Gene Ontology annotation, biological process: positive regulation of heart rate; regulation of systemic arterial blood pressure; adenylate cyclase-activating G protein-coupled receptor signaling pathway. Gene Ontology annotation, cellular component: extracellular region. The transcript is spliced from 2 exons.
CCUUACAGUAUAAAUAAGAAAGCCCUGAGAGUCCAGUUGCUCCCUUUGAGAGCACCAUUUUUUUUAAACUCGGAUGUACCCACGAAAAAACUAGACAUAAGCCACUCAAGGACCAAUUACUUUUAAAAAAAUCUUUUGUGUUCAUUAACCCACCUCGUUCCUGUGUGAUCCAGCUCAAGGGGGGCACUUGUGAGUCACCCAAGCGCGGUCAUGAGUGCGCUCCUGCCGGCGUGGACGUGUCUGCUGCUCGGGCUCCUUCCCCUUGACGUCCAGACUCGGCCUUUGAUCCAUCAGAACCUCGGUACCAGAUACAGGUCACACAAAUCUUCCAAAUACAUGAUGCUUUCUUACACCACCAUGACACCUGCUACAUUGGAUCACUCUGUUGCCCUGGACGACCCCAUCACCCUGGCAGACAGACGCUACCGCUGGAGGGCCAUACUAAAAAGGGAGCCCCCGCUGUGGUUGUCCGAACUGUUGUUCCAUCAGGAAGCGCUGUCAUUGGCUCGAAAGGGUAGGUUACGAGGUCGUCGCCACGCCAACAACGGGGGCCGGAGGGGGCAGCUGUUGAGGGUCGGGUGCGUCCUGGGGACCUGUCAGGUUCAGAACCUGAGCCACCGCCUCUACCAGCUGAUUGGACAGAGCGGGAGGGAAGACUCCUCCCCCAUCAAUCCCCGCAGCCCUCACAGCUAUGGCUAAGACUUUAAUAUUAAAGGCUCACUUCUUGGAUUUUAUUUAUCAGUCCAUCAUAGAACUGUGCUCUAACUAAUUUGCUUGAAAUUCCUCGGCUUUAGCCUGACACCUUUUGUUGUUGUUUUGAUAAUUUUUGAUAAUAUAAUUUUAAUGAGUAGAAAGUAAUUUUACCUGUCAUGACCACUAUGGCAUUAGUAAUAUGCUGUAUGUACAGUAUGUACACACUAAACAAAUAUUAGGCACAUCGAUAUGAUAUACUGAGAUCCACUACAAGUUACGAGUCUACAAUUCUGCCUUUACUAAUGUAAGUCAGUAUAGAAUAAGUACAGCGCAAACCCUGGCCAAACAUGACUCAUCUGAUUCUAAAAGUACAAUUAUUGUUCUACUUCAAUCCUGUAGGUAGCAGUAAUGCACAUCAGCUGUCUGCCCACUUUCAAGUCCGCCAUAGAACACACACAUUUUUCAUUUUUAAAAUGACUGUCCUUGUAAAACACUUCAGAAAGGCAGAUUUUUUCAAAUACUAGCGUCAAACCUCGGUUCUCGUAUACCCGAGUUUUUGGAUGAUUCAGUUUUCGUCAAAAAUUUUCCCCAAAAUUUCUCCUUGGUUUUCCUACACUGUCUCGGUUUACAUACAAAAUUGUACAUAAAAAACUAGUCAGUUUGCCCUGUACUGUAUCAUUCCACGAAAUCAAGCGCCAAAACGAAGCACCCUACGCGUUGCUAAGUCAUUGUCUGUGCAUUUUUUAUUGAGUGUUACUUCUAAAUAACCUGCCAUGGGGCCAAAGAAUGUUGGGACUGCCAGCAAUUUGAUAAAGAAGGAGAGAAACACUCUUGAAUUCAAUCUCACCAGAAUGUAUGGGAAGUCCGCAUCAACAAGUUCCAUCCAUUCGUCAUAUAUAUAUAAAAUAGAAAAUCUAUAAAAAUAUUUUGUUCAUAUUUUUGAGUAUGUGGAACGAAGUACUGUAAUUGGAUUUACAUUAUUUCCUAUGGUACCUGGUACAGUUGGUACAGUUUUGGUACCUUUCAGUUUUUGUUGAACCUUUUGGAAUGAAUGAAUAAUGAAACUGAGGUACCACUGUACUGUGAUACGAAUUGAAUUAGAUCUGAGCUCUCAGUUCAGCCUUCCUGUGCCUCAAACAGACACUAAUCACCCAGGCAGAAUAAGUGGCCUCACAGUUUACUUACAGCCAAUCAGAGGAGAGGAGGUGUUAAAGGGAAAUUAAGUGCAUAUUUACAGAUCAUUCGUGCAUGAGUCAGUCUACAAUUGUGGUUGUCCACGGUGGAAUGAAGCCUUGCUUUAAUUUAUAAUUUGCCAUGCUUGAUAGUUGCCUUUAACCUGUUAUAGUGGACUGUGCAAGUGCUACUUGCCAUGACGUCAAACGUUACAAGGAAGCACUGUAUUCUUCCUCAUAUUGACUGUUAACUUUUUGUGUUAUUUAACUUUAAAAUGUACAGUACAUGCCAUGUGUUACUUAGCCUCGAAUAUCAUUUCAUGAGAGUCUAAGUGGAAGAAUUGUGUAAUAAAACAUGCUGUAAAACGCUAUUACAUCGUAUUUGUUCAAUGACCUUGUAUAAGGUGCAACGUGACCUUAUUAUUAAUGUUGCUAACCAAUAUGUUUGAUUGGAAAAUGCAGCUCUCGCAUACACACACACACACACAAGCACUCAUUGAGAAAUGUCCAAACUGCUUGCCUGAAAUUGUCAAGUGUACCAUGACAUUGCACUCUGUGU